GAUAUGAUUGUGCCUGGUUUGUUCAUUCUAGGAACAGCAACGUCCAUUUACUUUGGAUUCAAGCUUUACUGUAAUGACAGAUGGAGAAUGUGGAGGAUGAGGCAGAGACCAAUAUUCCGAGGAAGUGACAUCGAGGCAACCGUCCCUCCCACUACCUGGGUCGCAUCAUACAGAGUGGUAGAUGCAAGGACCAGUCCACUGUACCCUCCCUGUCUACUGCUGCCUCUAGGACCUCCAUCCUACGAGGAGGCACUCAAACACAAGGUGAUCCUCAGCAGUUACCAUCCUCCGGACAGCCUUCCCCAAGUGCCUCUGUGAUGUGGUGACACCUUACACUUCAACACUCUUCACGACAUACAUGGCUGUUAGAGAGAAGCGUCAUUCUUGUCUCUCUACGCUGAUCUGUACGAGGAUGUGCAUCCAACUCUGCUGGUGAAGAUGUCCAGUUCCUGCCAUCUGGAUCUGACUGUGCAGAGUGUUAUUCUCAUCCCACACAUUCUUGGGUGAAGAUACCCAGGGAAUGGAGAUUAAAGGUUCAGCUGCACUAGAUACGAAAAGGAUCUGACUGGAAACGGAUGGAACACAGAGGGCAAAUUCUGGGGCUAGUGCUACACUAGAUGGGACACAGAAUGGAAAAUACCAGGAAAAAAUUUAUUUUGGGAGUAUGGGUGACAAACAAUACACAACAGAGUAUGAAUUGCAUCUAACUCAAGGGUCUUUUUCCUCUCCUAUCGUGUCACGAUGUACUUAUUUUUGUAUUUAAAAUGUACAUCUUUAUCGAGUCCAGUUUGGAUACAAUGUUUCUGUUAACCACUUGAGAAUGCCAUUUUCGGCAAAAGGUAUGUAGAAAAUUCAAACAUUAUAUUUGAACUGGAGACAAGGUAAGAAAUAGUUUAGUUUAAAAAUGUUGAUUGAAUGCUCCUAACACAAAACUCUACGAGUGUCAUGGCAUUAAUUGAUCAGUCGCAAGUCAUGUCCUGUCUAGUGUGACAGUUUCAAUUUAAUUACUCAGAGAGCUUCACCAGAAACUUUCCAGUCAGUUUCCUUUCUGUAUCUUCUAUUGUCUAGUGUAGCCCAAGCUUUAUUGUGCAAAGUAUGUUCUAAUCCCAAACAUUCUUGGGUGUAGACACCCAGGAAAUGGAGAUUUAUGCUAUUGCUAUAAGAAAAUAAAGCUGAGGUUUGUAAGAAUAUACUAAGGAUACCAAAAGAUUUCAUUUUUAACGUAAGUGGUGGUUUUUGUGUGUGUUUGAUGACCAG
This is a messenger RNA of Macrosteles quadrilineatus (aster leafhopper), 1257 nucleotides long. RefSeq lists its product as uncharacterized. Lineage: Eukaryota; Metazoa; Arthropoda; Insecta; Hemiptera; Cicadellidae. The transcript is spliced from 3 exons. Bases 4 to 318 code for a protein of 104 amino acids. The record is from RefSeq and is a predicted model, not a curated record.